AUGAGUACUCUAGCCUCCAAGCUCAAGGAACUAGAGGAGUUGACGUCAAAUGCAAAGCAAAUACAAGAUGAAAUGUUGGAGGAGAUACUCAAAGCUAACGCCAACACAGAAUAUCUCCGACGUUUCCUCCAUGGGAGCUCUGAUAAAAAUCUCUUCCAAAAGAAUGUACCGGUGUCGAGUUACGAGGAUGUUAAGCCUUAUAUCGAACGGGUCGCAAACGGAGAACCCUCAUAUAUCAUUUCGGGCGAACCUAUUACUAAUUUCUUGCUAAGCGAGUGGAUCACCGACCUUAGUUGCAGAGAAUCUGUCUCUGCCAUACUUGGAGGACCCAAUCUUGAAUUGGCAGAUAUAAUUGAGCAUGAAUGCAGCCAGAAGUCAUGGGAAGGUAUCAUCACUCGGCUAUGGCCCAACAUCAAUUCAUUCAAAGCACAUACUACAGGACAAAUGAGUCAAUACAUUCCAACAUUGGAGUUCUACUCCAAAGAUUGCCUCUCAUCUCCAUGGCUUAUGUUUCUUCUGAAACAUUACUUUGGAGUAAAUGUGAAUCCAUUAUGCAAGCCACAAGAUGUAUCAUACACAUUUAUGCCAAACAUGUCCUACUUUGAGUUCCUACUUGUUGACGAAGGAAUCAAUGAUGAAAUUGUUGAUCUUGUGGACGUCAAGAUAGGGUACUAUUAUGAGCCAUUGGUCACAAAUCAUUUCGGCUUAUACAGAUACAAAAUGGGAGAUAUUCUACAAGCGACUGGAUUUUACAAUAGUGCUCCUCAGUUCAAAUUUGUACGUAGAAAAAAUGUUGUUAUAAGCGUCCAAGUGGAGACAACAACUGAAGAAGAUCUUUUAAAGGCGUUGAAUCAUGCGGCUCACAUCCUUGAAUCUUCAGGUUUAAUGUUGAUGGGGUUCACAUGUUAUUCUGAUAUCUCCACUAACCCUGGUCACUAUGUUCUUUAUUGGGAGCUUAAAGCCAAAAAAACAAAUGGCAUUGUUAAGCUUGAUAACAAGUUACUGGUUGAAUGUUGCUGUGUAGUUGAAGAAUCAUUUGACAUUCUUUACAAAAGACUUAGGAGCAAAUCUGGUCAACUCGGACCUCUAGAGAUAAGGGUGGUGCAACAAGGAACAUUUGAUUCUCUCAUGGACUAUUUAAUCUCCAAAGGUGCUUCUGCAUCCCAAUACAAGACACCUCUAUGCAUUAACUCUCCUGGCGUGUUAGCAAUUCUUGAAGACAAAGUUCUUGCUCGGUUCUUUAGCGAUAAAUCCCCUCCUGUCUGA
Messenger RNA from Microthlaspi erraticum, 1266 nucleotides. The record is from the annotation of a GenBank genome assembly. Lineage: Eukaryota; Viridiplantae; Streptophyta; Magnoliopsida; Brassicales; Brassicaceae.